Drosophila bipectinata is the source of this 481-nucleotide messenger RNA. RefSeq names its product protein new-glue 3. The record is from RefSeq and is a predicted model, not a curated record. NCBI's taxonomy places the organism in Eukaryota, Metazoa, Arthropoda, Insecta, Diptera, Drosophilidae.
UCUCAUCCAAUUCAAUCUGAUCCGAUCUGAUCUGAUCCUCUCUAGCUUAAAAAUGCGAUUCAUUUGCGUUUUGAUCCUCGCCUGCCUGGCGUUCAUAGUGGAUCCGGCGUUAAGCGCCACCACCUCUACCACCCCCCCGGCUUCAACAUCCGACCCGGCGAGCACUCCGUCAACCGCCACCCCGACCUCUAGCUCCACCCCUAGCACCAGCUCCACAUCCACCUCUUCAAACUCUUCCACGACCGCCACCACCGAGGCCACCACCACCACCACCACUACCACCACCACGACAGCGGCCUCCACCUCCAAGUCUGGCAAGAAGAAGCACACUUACCGCCACAAGAACGUUAUAAAGAGGGGCAAGAAGGUCACCAAGACCAAGACGAAGAAGGACAAGAGCAAGGACAAGAAGAACAAGAGCAAGAAGAGCAAGUCCAAGAAGAAGGAGUCGAAGAGGAGGAGCAACCGCCGCAGGGGCUAG